AGAUAUCAUCCACUUAUGUGGGCUUGUGUACUCUGGCAAUCGUUUUGGUCGCCAGUGUGUUGUUGGUGUCUCUGCACAGAACACGUAUUAUACAGCAAAAUGCCGAAGGUUGUAUUCACAUACUUCCCGCUGAAGGGCCUUGGCGAGUCCGGUCGGCUACUGCUCGCCUACGGAGGCCAGGAGUUCGAAGACCGACGCAUCACCAAAGACGAAUGGCCAGAGCACAAACCAAAGACCCCAUUUGGUCAAUUGCCAGUUCUGGAGAUCGAUGGCAAGCAGUACGCGCAGAGUGUCUCCAUAGCGCGCUACCUCGGUCACAAGUUCGGAGUCGCGGGCGCAGACAUCGAGGAAGACUUCGAGAUCGAUCAGAACGUCGAGUUCCUUAACGAUAUUCGCUUCAAAAUGGUAGCGGUGGCGCACGAGCCUGAUCCAGAAGUAAAGAAGAGGAAGCAUGAAGAGAACGUCAAGAAUGUCUACCCUGGCCUGCUGAAGAAGCUCAAUGAAAUCAUCACCAAGAAUAACGGACACCUCGCGUUGGGCAAGCUAACAUGGGGAGAUUUCGUUUUGGCGGGAAUAUACGAGACAAUGAAGAAGAUGCUGGAAAUCCCCGACAUGGACAGCCAGUACCCAGCCCUCAAGCAGCUGGUGGACUCAGUCAACUCGCUGCCCGGUGUCAAGGAGUUCAUUGCGCAGGCGCCGCCAUCCGAGUUUUAAUGGACUAUAAUGCCGACGAGGGAACUAAACCGUGGUCACACCCCGGACACUCCAUAGACAAAUCUCAUUCUAAUCGCGUGCCAUCUUACCGCGUAAGAGAAUCCAAUACUAAUUGAUGCGGGGCGGAGUUACCGUUCUACAAGUACGUAGUGUGGCGUAUGACAAGGCUGAAUGAUGUUGUAGCCAAUGCCAAAUAAAUUCGACUCACGCUUGGCCAUAUGUCACAUCGCUCGCCCCCGGAUACCCCCGGACCUCACCUCGCUCUCAUGGGUGACAGGCUCGCUGGGCGACAGGUGCACUUUUAACUCGCUCAGAGAUUUUUAUAUAAUUUAUUGUGUGAUUGUAUUGUUUAUUCUGUUCCAUAAUAUAUCCGUGUGUGUUGAUGAACAAUAGAAGAUACCCAUCACAGUUCGGACUUUUAUUUAUAAAAGGAGGCCCAUCUCCUCCUCAGUAGUAUUAUUCUUUAUAUAAGUAAUAAUAA
Molecule: messenger RNA, 1195 nt
Organism: Pectinophora gossypiella (pink bollworm)
Lineage: Eukaryota; Metazoa; Arthropoda; Insecta; Lepidoptera; Gelechiidae
Product: glutathione S-transferase 2-like
Exons: 6
Coding region: 16-714 (232 amino acids)
Biological process (GO): glutathione metabolic process
Molecular function (GO): glutathione transferase activity
Source: RefSeq, a predicted model, not a curated record